This is a messenger RNA of Emericellopsis atlantica, 2901 nucleotides long. RefSeq lists its product as uncharacterized. The record is from RefSeq and is a predicted model, not a curated record. Bases 1 to 2901 code for a protein of 966 amino acids. Lineage: Eukaryota; Fungi; Ascomycota; Sordariomycetes; Hypocreales; Bionectriaceae. The transcript has 4 exons.
AUGACUUCCGCGCGAAUCGACCCAGUCAGGGAACGUUUGCUGGGCGAGUCUAUCAGCGAGCUUUGUCGCCUCAUCGCCAAGCCAAUCCCAGAAGCCAAGCUCACAUCCUUCAACGGCGACAUAUCGGACCGGAUCAUCACACCGCUCAACGCACUGUCAAACCACCUUAUACGCGAAGAUGAGCGUUCCUCCGAGAGUGGCAAGCUAUCAAAGAAUAUCAUCGCGCCAGAAUGCGAGUGUGCAGUGUGCGAGAUGAGCUGGCUGUCAACUUGGCGACAAACAACGACAGACGUGUCUCAGGACGAGGCAAGGCAGCAGCGGACGCAGGGGAAGACCGAGUCCUAUGCGAAAGCAAACUACAUGAGUGUUGUGACAAACUUGGAUGACGCCACAGCUCGUCUGACUGAACUACUCGAACUGACACAGGGGAUGAAGGAAGCGUUGCGGCUCGUUCUGGAGCAGCAUGGCAAUGCAGUCUACCGGGCAUGGUUUCGGAACGAAAAGAAGCGUAGGGCAAUCACCGAACAGGCCUGUCCCACGCUCUAUCCCUACUCACGCCCGCCAGCCCACGUUGCGGUCGGGCCCGAAGAGCUUCGAACGUACCUCUCCAGCCUCAUCAACAUACGCGCCCCUGUUCCCGAGAUCUUCUCCCCAAUGCUCCUCCCAUGGCUUGACACCGAGUCCCUUGUCGAGGAACCACAUCGGCUCAUCGCGCUGCUUCAUGCAAGGACAGCGCAUGGGCCGCAGGAGUGGUUUGCCCACGAUUUCCAACAGACCGACGUGACUUGGCGGCAUUGGACGACGCCAUUCGUCUAUGCACCCUUUUACGUAUCUGUCAAGGCUGGUUCUUUCGGAGAGGUUAUGUUCUGCGGUCUAGAAGAGGCUCAUGCCCUUGGUAUCAUCGGGUACCCGCGAGCGCGCGCUGUCCUGGAAGCACAAUAUGUGCUCAUGCGCUACCUCAGCCAGCUCGUCGUACACAUGUUGGCGACAGCCAGCACCAGCGAGCUGAAGAACCACCGCGGCACCGACGAUCUCCUCAAAGAAGCGAAGCUACAAUUCAAGCAGGCCGGGUCUGUCACCUUAGGAUCCCCACACUACUACCAAGCCUUUCGCUCCCCAGCGCACGUUGACUUCUCAGCGCUGUAUUUGGAUGCUUGCGCGCGUCUGGAGGAGGCCUCUAGCCAUUUUGAGAGGCUGCAGCCUCGACCGGCGAAGAUGGCUGAGCUGAUUGAGGGCGAGAUUCAUACGUAUCUCAUCAUGGUGCAGAUAUGCAAUGUCCUGUAUCGCCUCUGCGACAUCGUCGCCCCCUCCACGACCACCUUCACCGCAGAGGUUGUGGCGGACAUUGUGCACCUAGGCGGCCUCGUCAGGCUGUACAUUCAGCUCUGCUCCAGCAGUGUCGUGGCUGAUAUGCGGAUUGAAAAUGUUUUUCUUGGAAACAACCCCCAACCCCAAGUAAAGAGAACCAACAGACGUGGACAGUGCCCGGCACAUAUGCUCGAGUAUGAACCUCUAUACUGGUGUGUGAGUAGCAUGCUCCGCGCACCGCACGACGGAUACAAAGUGGACUAUACAUUCCUCUUCACCAUGUUCGAGGAGCUGAUGAACGUCCCCGAGAACCGGGCAAAGCGUUUUGUCUCCCCGCAGCUUCACCGGACCAUCUCGAGCAUGGCGGGCGCCCACGAAAUCGCCAUCAGCCUUGAGCGCAUGAGGCCCUAUGUCGCCUACGAUUUUGCCGGCGCACAGAUCUCAAAGAAUCGGCGAUUCGACUUUGAUGACAGCCACUCGGGAUGGUCUCUUAAUGAUGAAAGGCGGGGGCCGGGCAAGUGCCUCUGCUGCAAUGAGCCGGCAGGCUCAAGAGAUCGUCUGGUCGCUAUCCACGCUGAAUUUCUGGAGCCCUUUGAGCUGCUCACCCUACCGCAGCGCUCCAACCCAUCGGCUUGGCUUGCGUACCAUGAAAAGAGCCAUGAGCUGCUUGGGACGCUGUGGACGAAUCUGCGCGAGCAUUUUUUCGAGAACGACGCAUUGUUCCUGCGUGGCGUGGUGUCAGACGCCGACUUUGACUUUUUGGAUCACCAUGCCCAGGCUGACCAUGUCAAACUACUCCGUCUGGAGCGCGCAGCUCUCGAGAUGCAGAUCAAGACAGAGACUGAGCGCAAGGUGGUACAUAUCCCGCGGUCUAGCACCCAUGUCUUUGGACGGAACAAGAUGCCCGUCAGGAAAAGCAAGACAAAGACGCGAACCGACGCUGAACUUGACGAGGAGCUGCGUAAGAUGGUCUUCAAUCUGACGUUAGAUACGGACCAUGAGGCGGAAGAGGACGAGAAACUCCACACUGUCGACCAUGUCGAGGUCGCCAAGAUCAAGACGACGAGGAGGGCCUACGACCUGAUCCGGCACUUGUACCCGACGACGGCGGAAGAGAGCGGCCGGACGUAUCCGUGGGACAAGUUUGUCGCGGCCAUGGGUGAUCUACGCUUUACCGCCACCAACUGUGGGGGGUCGGCGUGGCCUUUUCCCUCGUCGAGCCGCUGGGUGGGAAACCGAUCACAUCUGAACAACUGGACAUGGUACGAUUUCGGAGAGACUAAUUAUGCGAGAACUACUGUACACGACUGGACCCCCAUGGGUUUUCUUUUUGGUGAUGGUGUUGUGGACUGGAAGAAGAAGCCUGCGACCUACAAAGUUCUAGGGGCCUGCAGCCCAUUCAACAACCCGUCCGCACCCUCCACAACAUCUGUUACGUAUUCCAACGGUCACGUUCACUUUCACGUCCACAUUCUGGAUGAAGUCUUGGAUUCCGAAGAUGCCGAUCGCACGAGACUCUCCCCUCCAGCUUGCAGCAGCCCUACCAUUGAGCCAGCCAAAGGGUACACGUACUACAGCAUUGUUUCAUCAUGA